UUCCUUCCUUCUUUCCCUUCUCCCUCUUCCUCCCUCCUCCUCCUCUUCCAUCUUUUCAUUCUCCUCUUUCUCUUCCUCCUCUUCCUUCUUCCUCUUCCUCCUUUAUCCCCCUCCCCUCUUUCUUCCUCCUUUUUUCCCUGGUCACUCAGUAUCUUCAUUCUCUUGAAUGAACACAAACACAAAACAGGGACUUUAAAGGACGCUUUAACUGAAGAAGCUUUGGAUUAAAGAACUAUGAAUUUUUUAAAAGUUAUUAUUUUUUCCAUCCACCCACAGGCCUAAUUUGCUACUUAUUUUAAAAUACAUCCUUUAAUGAUUUAACUUUGAUUCUAUCAACAUUUUAGAGUGUCUAAGGGAGUGACACUCCUCCAAGAGCAUAAUUUAAUUAUAACAAAUGGGUUGGCUGCUUUGCCCUAUCCCUUGCUGGAGGAAUCAAACCAAGAUUCCCCCCCCCCCCCCAGGUUUAUGGUAGUGGAUGGGGGCGGGGCAGGGAGGGAAGGUUGAGGAGGCAAUCCUAAAGUUGCCACUUUCUCUGUUUCCUCAGACCGUUCCCUAGCUCUACUUUUGGGGGAGUCGGUUGACUAAACUUCAUUAGCCACCGCCUCCAGUAGCAAAAUAAUUUCAGAUUGUUUCACUCAUCGAUCAAUAUUGGAUGGCAUUAAUUAGAAUUUUUGUUGAUAUGGUAAGAUCACCUUUAAAUACAGUAAAGGUUUUUCUUUAUUUCAUUCCUCCUUCUCCUCCUCCUCAUCUUACUUCUUCUUCUCCUCCUCCUCCUCUUUCCCCCUCCCUUCUUUUCCCCUGCUGUAUAGAGCCGGAGAGGAGAUGAAAAGCCCUUGUAGUUUUAAAUUCAAUGUGACAGCUUCGGAAAGAGAGGAUGAUGAAUCUCCUAUUAUUGGAUCAGUCUAUUUGCCGCUCAAUGUCUCUCUGUAAUUGGAGCAACAUCACUUUAAAGGUUCAGAGAGUACAGCAUUUCUGGUGAAAAAAAAAAAAUCCCCACAACACGCCGGUGAAUGUUUUAAAGGGAAAUCUAUUAGUGAUUUGAAGAGGGGAGGGCAGUCCAGGGGGAGGGGAGAGGAAAGGAGUGGGAGGGGAAAGGAUGGGAGGGUGCUGUGUGUGACUCAGGUUGUUGGGUAUUUAACUGGGGGGCUCCAACCCAGACUCAAAGUUCCCCUAGCCUCUCUUCUCCUUUGCAUCCCUCCCCGUCUUUCUGUACCCCCCCUCCGGCCCUCUGUCUCCCCAAAGUCGACUCCUUUCUUGUAUCUCCCGCUCCCUUCCUCCCCCGCCAAACUCCCCCCCCCCAUCUUGUUGUGACAGUUCCUGAUACUGUUUAUUGAGGUGCAUGUCAGGUAUAAUUAGCAAUCGAUAUGGAAAACGUUUCCUUGCACCCUGCACGCCUCUGACGUCAGACCCGAUUAGCGCUUCUUAUUGGUCCCAAAUUCCCCCGGCCGGUGCUAAUUAUCGGGAGCUUGAUGUUGAUAAAGUAAAGCGCUGGAGUCCGGGCGAAGCAUGUACUGGGCUCCAGGUCCCUAUCUCCUCCGCCGCCGCCGCCAGCGCCUCCUCCUCCUCCUCCUCAGCCCCAGCUGCGCCCUACCACCCCGGAGAUGAUGGACAGCCGCAUCCUGGAUCACCCCCAUGCCCAGUUCGGGGGCUCGCUGGGCAGCAUGGUGGGCUUUCCCUACCCCCUAGGCCACCACCACGUCUACGAGCUGGCGGGGCACCAGCUGCAGUCCGCGGCCGCCGCGGCCGCCGCCGCCGCCUCGGUCCCCUUCUCCAUAGAUGGAUUACUGAACGGUUCUUGCGCUGCCUCAGUGGUCAACCCCACCCCGCUGCUGCCAUCGGGCUGUGGGGUGAGCGGGGACAGUCAGACCUUCAAGCUGUCAGAUUCCGGAGAUCCGGAUAAAGAGAGUCCGGGCUGUAAGCGGAGAAGAACCCGCACCAACUUCACGGGCUGGCAGCUGGAAGAGCUGGAGAAGGCCUUUAAUGAGAGCCACUACCCAGACGUCUUCAUGCGGGAAGCGCUAGCUCUACGUCUGGACCUGGUGGAGUCCCGAGUGCAGGUCUGGUUCCAAAACCGCCGGGCCAAAUGGAGAAAGAAGGAGAACACGAAGAAAGGGCCGGGGCGGCCGGCUCACAACUCUCAUCCCACCACGUGCAGCGGGGAACCCAUGGAUCCCGAGGAGAUAGCCCGGAAGGAGCUGGAGAAGAUGGAGAAGAAGAAACGCAAGCACGAGAAGAAACUGCUCAAGAGCCAGAGCCGCCACCUGCACUCUCCCAGCAGCUUGUCCUUGCACAGUACGCCCAGCUCCGACAGUGAUAGCGGCGGAGGCGGCCUCUCUCCUGAGCCCCCAGAGCCGCCUCCGGGCAAGGGCCCACGGCCCACCCCCAGCGCCGCCAGCGAGCCGCCGGCCCCCGGCAGCUGCGACCCAGCCUUUUACCCGAGCCAAAGAAGUGGCGCCGGCCUGCAGCAGAGGCUGAGCCGGCUCCCAGAUAAGGACUCUUCUUCUUCCUCCUCCUCUUCUUCCUCCUCCUCCUCUUCCUCCUCCUCUUCUUCUUCCUCCUCUUCCUCUUCGGACUGCGCCCCAGGUCGAGGCUCCUCCGGCUUCCCCAAGCCCAGCCCCUUCAGCGUAGAGAGCCUCCUCUCCGACUCACCCCCGCGCCGGAAAGCGCCUGCCACUCUGGACUUUCCGCCGGGUCUCCCGUGUGCCCCGCGGACCCUCAUCGGCAAAGGACAUUUCCUGCUGUAUCCGAUCACCCAACCCCUCGGCUUCCUCGUCCCCCAGGCGGCCCUUAAGGCCGGACCGGGCCCGGAGCCGGCUCCUAAAGACGCCCCACCAGCUCCUCCGCCCCCCGCCUCUAACCCUGGCCAGGCCAGUUUCGGGCCAGCCCCGGGCCUCGCUUACCCUGGCCCGGGCUCCACGAACUCUCCCUUUGCCAACUGUAGCCCAGACAGCAGCAGCGGGGGCGGCCAGGCGGGAACAUCCCUGGCACCCCCUGCUUAUAGGGACUCGGCUGAGGGCGGCGGAGCUGGAGCUGGAGCUGGCUCGGGAGCGGGAGCGGGAGUGGGCUGUGGGACAGAAGCAGGUGGGGGUGGGGGAGGCUUUCCACAAUCGCCCUCUCCUGCACCGCUUCCCGCGGGAGCCCAGCCCUUGCGGGGACACAGCGAACUGUAGCGCGACCGAGCCAGGAGGCCCGACGGAGCCCGGCGGUCCUGACUGUGAAGAGCUCGAUAUGGACUGAGGGCCCAGCCCGGCCAGGCCGAGCCAGGCCGAAGGGGGAGCGGGUGCCCCUGCCCCGCAGCCGAGCGAACCGGCUCCACACCAGGUGCCCACACAACGAAUCAGGUGAUCGGUUCUAGAAACGGUUUUUUUUUCAUUCAUUUCUUUCUUUUUUUUUUUUAAGAAAAAAAAAGAAAAGCAAAAAUGUCUGAAUUUCGAUCUUAGCAGUAACAGCUGGACUUUGGGGUGCGAACCCUCAGCACAGACCGAAAGCAAGAGAGUGAGAAAGGAUAACAAAACAAAACAAAAACCCACAACGAGAAUCCUCAACCUUGUAAAAUGCAAAAAUGUCUAAGAAUAUUUAUAUAUGUAAAAUUUUUGAUAAAUAAAGCUGGAGAAAACGCAAAA
Molecule: messenger RNA, 3623 nt
Organism: Monodelphis domestica (gray short-tailed opossum)
Lineage: Eukaryota; Metazoa; Chordata; Mammalia; Didelphimorphia; Didelphidae
Gene: UNCX
Product: UNC homeobox
Biological process (GO): regulation of DNA-templated transcription
Molecular function (GO): sequence-specific double-stranded DNA binding; DNA-binding transcription factor activity, RNA polymerase II-specific
Source: RefSeq, a predicted model, not a curated record